Messenger RNA from Erigeron canadensis, 1531 nucleotides. RefSeq lists its product as uncharacterized. Lineage: Eukaryota; Viridiplantae; Streptophyta; Magnoliopsida; Asterales; Asteraceae. The record is from RefSeq and is a predicted model, not a curated record. The transcript is spliced from 2 exons. Bases 131 to 1330 code for a protein of 399 amino acids.
ACAUACAUACAUUCAUUCAUAUACAUACACUUCACGCACAACCCAUCAAAAUUCUUGAACAAAAUAUUCCAAAGUUUUCACCUUUUUAUCUGUAUCCAUCUAUUAUUAUUAUUAUUAUUUUUCAAGAACAAUGAGAGGUGUAAAUAAUACAAUUGAUACAAUUAACGCCGCUGCAUCAGCUAUUGCAUCUGCUGAAAAUAGACAACCCCAUCAAUCUUCUUUAAAUCAGAAACGAAGAUGGGGAGGCUUUUGGAGUAUUUCUUCAUGUUUUGGAUCUCAGAAGCAAAAUAAGAAAAUCGGGCAUGCUGUUUUUGUUCCUGAACCUAGUUCAUCAAGAAUCGAUGCUCAGACAAUUCAAAACUCGACUCAAUCAACUACUGUGGUGCUUCCUUUCAUUGCUCCUCCAUCUUCACCUGCAUCUUUCUUUCAAUCAGGACCACCAUCUGUCGCCCAAUCGCCUAGUGGCUUACUAUCAUUUACAGCUGCAUCAUCCGGGAUGUAUUCACCUAGUGACCCGACUAACAUGUUUGCUGUGGGGCCUUAUGCUAAUGAAACACAGUUGGUUUCACCACCAGUGUUCUCAACAUAUACCACCGAGCCAUCAACUGCACCAUACACACCUCCUCCAGAAUCGGUUCAUUUGACUACACCGUCAUCACCUGAGGUGCCAUUCGCUCGUUUUCUUGGUUUGGCUAGCCAAAAUAGUGAAGUUGAUCGAAAAUUUUCACCAUCACACCAAGAGUUCCAGAUGUAUCAUCUGUAUCCUGGAAGCCCAAUGGGACAACUCAUAUCACCCGGAUCAGGUGUCACCAAUUCGGGCACCUCCUCUCCGUAUGGAGAUAUCACUUAUGGCGUCCCCCCCUUCCUUCACAACCCAACAGGUGCAAAGCUCUGGCCGACGGGCUGGAAAUCACAACAAGAAUCCAGGGCAACGACGCCUGAUCCUUCCGGGCACGGGUCAGUUCUCGACCGUCAGCACUCCGACGUGGGUCCGCUCACCCAUUUUCCGAAUGACGAUCAGCAUAUGGUUAAUCAUAGAGUGUCGUUUGAGAUUACACCGGAAGAAGUUGUUAGAUGUGUCGAACGGAGACUUACUGCUGAUGCGGCAAACGUGAGAGACAGUAGUCCUGAUGAUGCGGCAAAGCGUCAUAGAUCAACAGCCACCUUUGGAUCCGCUAAAGAGUUCAACUUUGGCAGUACUGAUGGGGCAGAGUUGACUUGGUGGACCAGUGAUGAGAAGGUUCUUAGCAAAGAAAACGGGCCCGGGUCUGAGCCUGUUCCCAAUAAGAACUGGGCUUUCUUUCCUAUGAUACAGCCUAGUGUCAGCUAACUAUUCAGUAAAUCCGGAAAUAUUCUAAUCCAAAACACUUAGCAGGUCAGAUUAAAGUAAAGAUUAUUCUUCUACAAAGGUUGGCUAGUUGCAUAUAAUUAUGGGGCAUAUUGUUUGUUGUUUUUAGAUAUAAUAAGUUUAUGUACAAUUUAUGGUAAUCAUUUCAAGAUUAAUCAUACAAAUACAUAUAUUUAUGUCUCA